Hypoxylon trugodes is the source of this 854-nucleotide messenger RNA. Its product is annotated as ribosomal protein S25. The transcript is spliced from 4 exons. Gene Ontology annotation, cellular component: cytosolic small ribosomal subunit. NCBI's taxonomy places the organism in Eukaryota, Fungi, Ascomycota, Sordariomycetes, Xylariales, Hypoxylaceae. Gene Ontology annotation, molecular function: structural constituent of ribosome. The record is from RefSeq and is a predicted model, not a curated record. The coding region runs from base 94 to 387 and encodes 97 amino acids.
CUGAAGCGAACAUUCUAAAAUUCAUUAUUUGGUCGCCCCUCCACCUUCACACAUCCUUUACAACUGCAACGCCAAUAUCAAAAAUCAGACAAAAUGGCUCCCGCAGCGACUGGUGCGAAGAAGCAGAAGAAGAAGUGGUCAAAGGGCAAAGUCAAGGACAAGGCGCAACACGCUGUCCUGCUCGACAAGACCACCUCCGAAAAGCUCUACAAAGAUGUCCAGUCCUACCGUCUCGUCACAGUCGCUACCCUCGUCGACAGACUAAAGAUCAACGGCUCGCUGGCCCGACAAUGCCUAAAGGAUCUUGAGGAGAAGGGGCAGAUCAAGCCCGUCGUUACACACAGCAAAAUGAAGAUCUACACCCGAGCUGUCGGUGCCUCGGAUUAAACCAUCAAUCUCACGAUACCAUGAAUAAGAUGAUGCUCGGUCAAUGGUCGACAAUAGGGAUUGACGGACCAGAUGGAUUGCGGAUGGGGAUUUGAUGGAUUCAGGCAUUUGGUCCUCGGCGUAGCAUUGGGACGGUUAUGGUUCAGAAUUUCGCUUGCAGUUGCAUUCAGAUAGGGACCGAAUGAAAAAUCCUUGAUCAUUCUGAGUGAUAUUUCUGACCUUUUCUUAUGCCGCUGGUAUAUCACUCUUAACGUGAACGACGUAUUACACUCGAUCGUACAAAUCCCACACGAAUAAUCUUUCCUUUAGUCGCCGAUCAGCCUCGGAGUGUAGAUAUACUCCGACUCUACCUUCAAGGACGAUACCUAAUAAGGUAUUGUGUCUAUUGUAUACUGCGAAUAAGUCCCAAUGAUAUAGAAAGUAAUUAAUCAUAAAAUAUAUUUAGAAUGGGCUAAAAUAAACGUCAC